Phalacrocorax carbo (great cormorant) is the source of this 467-nucleotide messenger RNA. The record is from RefSeq and is a predicted model, not a curated record. Lineage: Eukaryota; Metazoa; Chordata; Aves; Suliformes; Phalacrocoracidae.
GGCGAUGGCGGCGGCGGCGCGGCGCGGCGCGGGGCGGGGCGGGGCGGGGCGGCUGCCCACCCCUUCUGCCGCGUCACAGCGCGCGCCGGAAGCGGAGGCCGGAGCGGGCGGCGGCGGAGGGCGCGGCGCCGACGCGGGGAGCGAGAUGCCUGUGACCGUGGGCCCGUAUGGGCAAUCACAGCCCAGCUGCUUUGACAGAGUAAAGAUGGGCUUCAUGAUGGGCUUUGCAGUGGGCAUGGCAGCGGGGGCGCUGUUCGGCACGUUUUCCUGUCUCAGGAUUGGCAUGAGAGGACGAGAGCUGAUGGGUGGAGUUGGCAAAACGAUGAUGCAAAGUGGUGGGACGUUUGGGACAUUCAUGGCUAUUGGUAUGGGAAUCCGCUGCUAACCUGGAGCUUGGGUUUUAACCCAGCAUGCCCCGUACCGCCAUUCCUCCUCUGUACCAUAAUAAAAUCUUCAGAUACCUAGAA